AUGACCUACAGUGGCAAGGUCAGUGCAUGUGUCAGAACUUCAAGAUGGAAACAAGCCCUGCAUUUUCUUUUGGAGCCUCAGCUGCAGAACAUCGAGACCGACACCAUCAUCCACAAUGCAGUCAUUACAGCUCUGGAAAAGGGAAGCCGAUGGCGACUGGCCAUGGUUUCGCGGCUGGAGCUGGGGAGGCGCCAGCUUGCGGAUCUCAUCACUUGCAACGCCUUGCUGAGUGCCUGCGAAGCCAAGGCGCUCUGGCAGACAGCAAUCGUUCUGAUGGUGGAGCUAUUGGAUGACGGCCUUCAGGCUGAUGUAAUCAGCUACAACACAACGAUUAGCAGCCACGGUCGCAGUGAGCAGUGGCAGGAAGCUCUGCGCUUAUGCUCUGAAGUCAGCUUGCAAUCGCUGGAGCGGCAGGUAGUGACCUGGAGCUCAAGCAUCAGCGCUUGUGAGAAGAGUGCGCAAUGGGAGCAAGCUGUAGCACUGCUGGAUGAGCUGAAUGCUCAGCGGUGCCGAAGCGACGUGAUUGCGUAUAGUGCCGUGAUCAGCGCUUGUGAGAAAGCUUACCAGUGGCAAGCGGCCUUGCAAUUGCUACGAGAUUGCAUCGACAAGGUUGGCAGUGACGUCAUUGUGUACAGUGCCGCCAUUAGUGCAUGUGAAAAAUCCGAGCAGUGGCAACACGCGCUCCUUCUCUUUUGGAACCUCAAGGAUGAACUUCUCGCAACAGAUGUUAUUCUUUACAACGCCGCCAUCAGUGCCUGCGAGAGCCGGGGAAAAUGGCAGCAGGCACUGCGCUUGCUGGAGGACAUGGCUGAAAGCAGCUUGAGAGGAUCUACGACCACAUUUAAUGUUGCUAUCAGCGCAUGUCAGAAGGGAGGAAAGUGGCAACAAGCUGUGGCUUUGGCAAACGAAGUGGCCAGCUGUAUGCAGACUGACAUCGUGACUUUCAGUGCUGCUAUCACGGCCUGUGAGGACGCCAGCGAGUGGGAGCAGGCGGCGCUCUUCCUCGCUGAGCUUCAGAAUUCAACGCUCCAGUGCGAUGUAGUGGCGCUCCAGGCAAUGCUAAACGUGUGUAGAGAUGGUGGGCAGAGCCACAGAGCUGCAGAAGUGCUUGCUGAACUGCGAGUACUCGUUUGGCACCUUAUACCUGCAUGA
Messenger RNA from Symbiodinium sp. CCMP2456, 1152 nucleotides. The record is from the annotation of a GenBank genome assembly. Lineage: Eukaryota; Dinophyceae; Suessiales; Symbiodiniaceae.